Aspergillus japonicus CBS 114.51 is the source of this 1835-nucleotide messenger RNA. RefSeq names its product putative C6 transcription factor. Gene Ontology annotation, molecular function: zinc ion binding; DNA binding; DNA-binding transcription factor activity, RNA polymerase II-specific. The record is from RefSeq and is a predicted model, not a curated record. The transcript has 3 exons. Gene Ontology annotation, biological process: regulation of DNA-templated transcription; DNA-templated transcription. The coding region runs from base 24 to 1835 and encodes 603 amino acids. Lineage: Eukaryota; Fungi; Ascomycota; Eurotiomycetes; Eurotiales; Aspergillaceae.
CAUCAUCAUCACUCUCCCUCGCCAUGACUUCCAAAGUCACCCGUUCAUCGUUGGCCUGCUUACCAUGCCGGAGUCGACAUCUCAAAUGCGACGGCAAGCGACCCGCCUGCAGUCGCUGCGUGGAAGUGGCUCAGCCGUGUGAGUAUACCCGGUCGCGUCGGGGGGGUCUGGACCGCGCUGCGCUGGCGGAACGGCGCAAGCGCUUGGCCGCCGCGGCAAUAGCAACAGAGACAGAGGCAGAGACAGAGACCAACUUGCUCAGCAACAUCCCAGCCAGCACAAAACACUUCAAUAUCCCUCCAUCCACUGUGUCUACAUCGACCUCUUCUACAUCAACCUCCUCUCGGCCGCAGACGCAGAUCGAUCAGCCGGAUCAUGCCGGCCUCCUCGACUCGUACUACCGCCAUUUCCAUUCUUUGCAUCCUUAUGCACCACCGCAGACCCAUCUCCUAACCCUCCUUCAGGAUCCCGGUCAAGAGACCCGAUGGAGGCCCCUGCUUGCUGUUAUGUAUUGUAUAGGUCAUAUCUAUCUGGCACACGAAUGGUCCGAUCCUUUAGAGGAGCAAGCCGAGACCUGCUUGGCUCAAGCCCCCCCCCUCGACCCCGUCCUGGUUCCGUCCCGCCUCCUCUACUCCAUAGCUCUGUUCUGGUAUGGGCGGAAGGAGAAAGCAUUGUCUGAGAAUCAACAAGCAGGACGAUUGGCGAAAGAGCUGCAGAUGUAUCAGUCGCAAUUUGCCCUCACUCACGGCGGCGAGGAUCGAGUGCUACAAGAGUGUUGGCGGCGGGCGUGGUGGUCAGUCUAUGUUCUGGACUUAUUCUUUGCAGGCACGCUUGGCACGAUGGCCUUCGCAUUUCUAGACGUUCAGGCCACGGCGGGUCUGCCGUGCGAAGAACAUGAAUAUGAGUCAGGUGAAAUCCCCCCGCCGAAGACUAUGCAAGACUUUGACUGCCGCGAGUUCGCUCUUGAUGACCCGGUCUUUUCGUCUUUCACCUACCUGGUUGGUGCCGCGCGAUGCGCCGCAAUGGCGAUCGCGACCGCUCCAAGGAAUACAGUCAAAGAGGACUCGACCCGAGUCAUUCAGACGGCCGACUCAAUACUGGACGGGUGGAUGCUGCUGUUACCCCCGAGCCGGAAGCAGCUGAUGAGCAAGACCGGCGAGAUCGACGAGCUCAUGUUUCAAGCGCACUUACUCAUCCACGUCGCUUCUAUCGGCCUACACCGGCCGUUUUCCGAUCUCAAAUUCAACCCGGUCGAGGAUCUAUCCAGCUGCGCCCGAGACCCACCUCCGAACGCCCCUACCCCGGAAUUAGUCAACGUCCACACAGUCCGGGUCCUGCGAUCCGUCGAAGCCCAGGUCCGCCUGCUGGCCCUCCCCGUGCAACAGUUUCAUCAUACCCCGUUCGUCACCUGCAUGAUCAGCGAGGGCGUCCUCUCGUUACUCUCCGCCUGCUACUGCCUUUUGGCAGGCAAGGACCUGGCCAUUGCACGCGACCAGAUACGGUUGAUCAUCGGAUGCCUCAAGGCACUGGGCGAAUGGUGGCCGAGGACCGCGAAGAACGUCCGCGAGAUCCAGACGAUCGCGAGCCACGUGCUUGGUCUCGUCCCCGCAACAGCGACCAGUGCGCGCUCCAGGGAGAGUACCAGCUCGAGUGAGCUACCCGGUCUAAUUCACGGGAAUGAGACAACGGCAUCGGGAACUACGUCAGAAGUCUCAAUAUCUAGCUCCGAGUCGGAUGUUCUUCUAUCCUUAGACUCUCUACAAGACAUGUGCGGGUGGUUUAACAUGGGGGAUUUGGAUGCAGAUCCGUCAUGGGGUCUAGGGAUUGGUCUUUAA